Messenger RNA from Podarcis lilfordi (Lilford's wall lizard), 807 nucleotides. The record is from the annotation of a GenBank genome assembly. NCBI's taxonomy places the organism in Eukaryota, Metazoa, Chordata, Lepidosauria, Squamata, Lacertidae.
AUGAGUUUUGGAUGCUGUUUCUUUCCAAAAAGAGGCUUCUCCAGAUAUACUCUUGGGACUUUGUCGGGAAGGAGAAUCAAAGCUCCCAGGGGUGGGGAGAUCUGGCCUGCCUUGCAGGAUUGGCCCAGCGCAGAGGUGCUGAGGGACUUUCUCUGCCGGUGCUGCCAGCCUCGCUCCUGCCUGGCUUCGUCCCCAUCCAGGUUGCCAGGAGGGUCUUAUAAUACUGUAGGUGUUCUGAAGCCCACCACCUGGGCAAUGCUCACACAAGAACCCUGCAAGGUGGGCCAGGAUGACAGCCAGUUUAGUGUUUGGAACAGGGGGUGGAGACCAUUAUCCAGCCUGAGGGCCAUAUUCGCUCCUGAGCAGCCUUUCAGGGGCCACUUUCCUUUGAUAGGCGGGCCAGAGAACAGAGUUGAUGGGGCUAUGGGGCUGACUCUGAGCUUUGUCCAGGAGCUGCCUGCCUUCCUGGGAUUUUUCCCAGCCACACAAAAAAAACCUCAGGAGGCAGCUCGGAAGUGUUGGAAAGAAGGUGUGGUGCUGGGGAAAUUCCUGAGGGCCAGAGACAGAGACAGAAAGGAUUUGAGGGCCAAUUUAGCCCCUGGGUCUGAGGUUUCUCACCCUGCAGUUCGGGUGCUGGGCUUCCACCAGGGAGACCCUGUCUCCCAUCCCCAUGCUCAGGAGGGAUGCCCUGUGCCCAGUUUGGACCCCUUGAUUAUUUCUCCUCCUGUCCUUCCUCACAGUGUAGGGAAGAUAAAAGGGGACACACACACACACAGGUUCCUAAGAGGAAGGACUAGGGGGCCAUAA